UUCGCUAGUUGAACGUGAACGUGUGAGGUGGCAUGCCAAUCGGUUCGGUCGUUUAGUAGACGCAGAAAGUGUUUGUUUGUUUGUUGUCGUGUUUUUGUUUUAUUUUCCGACCCACUGUGCUGGUGUGCGUGAGUGUGAGUACUCAAAGUGUUUGUUGGUGUUAAUGAUUAGCGUUUUUUUUCUGUGUGACGUGAGAGCGCCGAAUUUGCGGCUAUAUCACGCGAGUAAACAAUCAAAAUGUAAACAAAAACAACUACAAACUGCUUCUGUAGCGUUUGUUUAGCGCAAAGGUGGUAGGGCAAAAGUAUUGGGGCUACACAUUUCGAUCGUCGCAGCACACACACAAGCGCAUACUGAGCUUGCGCUCGCGAAACUCUCUCAAGCGCUCUCUGCCGCUACCGGUCAAGCGCUACAUUGCAUUCAUGUUGUUGCUAACGUCAUUUUUGCACUCUAUGCUGCGGCUUCCCCUCCGCCGUCUUUUGUUGUGGCUGUGUGUGGAAACUGAGUCGCUGGGUCGAUAUGUCGAUCGGCGCUUGGAAAUGUGUGCAGUGAAGUCUGACAAAAGCAUCUGCUCAAUUAAAUGCGAUAAAAAUGAAAUGAAUAAAAUAAAUGUGUAACCUGCAAGUACAAACUAAAACUGUAACAACAACAAUAAAGCGCAGCAACAACCACCAAAAAGCGAAACAGAAAAGCUUAGCGUUCGAGCGUCGUUGCAAAAGCACACAAGCCGUAAGCAGCAAGCAGCUGCAGCACUGUCAAUGCGAAACGAUAUUUGUAAUAACAACAAUACCUACUACAACAACAACAGCAACUCAUGUAAAGCGCAUCAUUUGAAUGCGCUGCCUCAGCUGCUCGUUGCUUAGCAAAAUUUGCACAGCGCUUUAGUGCUUGAGGGUGUGUGUGUGUUUGCCUGUAACUGCUGGAAGCUGCGACGCUCAAGUGCCGUGUUCGCCGCAGCCGUCAGUGGGCCAGCGUUGAGUUGCUUUAGCAACGCCAACAUUCUGUACUGUGUAGUCUGGCGUUGUGCGCGAAAUUGUGAGGUCGUCGUCGUUGUCGUUGUCACCAUCGUCUUCGUUCGAUAUUUUUGGUGUGCGUGCGAAAUUAUUUUGUAGUGAAUUUUCGAAAAACAACAAAAAAGGGAUUGUAGUGAAAUUAAAUGUUGGCUUAGACCAAAUAUAGUGUGUGGAUUGGAAAAUUGUAUACAAUGUAGUAUUUACAUUUAAGGCAGUGCUUUUAAACAGGUUAGCAGUGGAAAAUUUAUUAAAUACUAAACAAUAUAAAAUCCUGGGAAAGUGUUUAGACAUUUAAAAAACGCGAACAUUUUCGGAAAUCUCAUAAAACGCUUAGAAGUGAAGAUUUUUGAUCAGUUUAACAAUAAUACAACUUCCGGAAUUGGAUCUCGAUUUUUUAAAUAUUUUUGUGUGUCAAUGAUUACCUCUGUGGUGUGCUUCUUAUAAUGAUAAUUAUCUCAUUUGUGUGUAAAAGGAAAUGUCUAAAUCAAUUACUGUGAAAUUCGAAGUGAAUUUAAAUUUAAUUUCUUGCAACCAAGCAUUGGAAACUGUAUUAUGAUGUCUAUUGAUGGGAUCCUUUGAAGAGAAAAAAACAUCGCGUGAACAUCGUCUCUCUAAUGUGAUAAUUUGCAAGUCUGCUGUUUAAAUGCUGUGAGAUCCCCCACUAACUGUCGCCUUCUGGGUGUGUGUGAUUGCAUUUUCUAACAGUUAAAGGUAGAAAAACCAAAAAAAAAAGUUUGAAUAAAAUACUUAAAUAAUUAUUAAGAGCAAUACUUCAAGUGAAAAUUAAAUAACUACAAUAUUGAUAAACAAUGAAAUACGAAGAAAAAAAUAAAAGAAGUGUUUGUAAACAUAAAAUAAAAUUCUAAAAAUUACAAAUAUUGCUCAAAAUGUCAGCAUUAAAUUAAAAUUAUUACAAAAAUUUUAUUGCGCCAAAAAUGGCAUAUUACAACAAGAAAAAAAAAAUGAUUAAAAAGUAAUUAAUCUGAAAAAAAACUAAAACUAAUUACUUUGAAUGGUGUUUUUCAUAAACAAAUAUGCAAAAAUUAAAAUAAUAAAUUUGAAGGCGUAUUCUUGUACCAGCUGCAUUUCUACGGCGGGCAAAUUUGUAAGAUAAAAACAACAAUGAACAUUUCUUGUCACGUGCGUGCAAUUGUGUAAUGUUCUAAACAAUUUGGAAGCAAAAUACAUAGAUAAAGCAAAAACUCUAGCAAUUGCGACAACAGUAAAACGGGAAUCCAAAAAAUAACACACACAAACAAGAAAAGAGAUGAAAUAAUAAUAAAAUAAUGUAAUUAAAAGCGCUACCACAGCUGAAGCACAAAUGCGUUCAAGAUAUAAUUUCGCUACACGGCAGGCAUAAUUGAAUGUAACCAACCCCGCCAGUUAGCAAAGCAACAAGAGUACACGAGUACGUGUAUACAACAACAACGGUCUGUGCCUGUCUGCUUGACUGCCUCUCUGCGCUUUACAUUGUGUGGCUACUCAGUCAACAUUGUUGUAGUCAGCGCUCAGUGGUGAGCACCAAUCAAGCAAGCCAGUCAGCAAGCAAAAUCGUUCAGUUUAGCAACUAACUGAUUGACUGGCUCUUCACAUUUGUUGCUGUUGUUUCAUUAUAUUACGGACGUCGACAGCGAAGUCAACGUUUUUUACAACAAGCGCACAACAAUACAGACAGCUGUAGCUGGCAGAAUGUGUCGAUGACGAUGACGCCCGACCGCUUGGAUUGACUGACUGAGUCACAGCGGCAGUUCAUGCCUUCAUUGUUUAUAGCGCUCAAUAGUCAGAGUGCAGUGUUGUUGUUCUUAUUAUUGUUUUGUUUGGAGCACAUAAACACACACACCAACAGCAACAGCAACAAGAACAACACAAACAUACAACGAACUGUGUUGGGGAGCUUCGUUUGUUGGCUAGCGUUGACGUUGGCCGGCAGUUGCAUUCGACUCGCCAACGGAACGGGUCGCGUCUACAGUCUACGUGAGUCGGUCUCGCCGAGUGGUAGUGAGCACGCGUGUCGUUAAGGUCGUCAACGCGAAUUUUUUUCCGCUUAGCGAUACCCUUACAGCCAAACGCACAGCCGUACAUAUAUAUAUCUGAAUAUAUAUAAAUGUUUUGUCGUCAGCAGCAGCAGCGUUGUCAACGGCGUCAUUAGCAGUCGAGUGUGUGUGUACGUGCGCGUAAGCAGUGCUUUUGGGGCUGUAGAUCAUGCCAAAUACGGGCCGGCAGUUGACAGGCUAGCACAGUGUGAAUUAGAAUAGAACCAAGUGACAACGAGUUCUGCUUGGUUUGGCAAUUGAAAUCCGGUGUGUGUAUGUAAAUAAACCAAGUGUGCAGCGUUAAGCAAAGCAAAAGCCAGAAAAAAAUUGCAAAAACAUGCAGAGAAGAGUGAAAACUAAAAAGUGUGUGAUUUUCGUAAGGAUUUUGAAGUGUUCACGGCAAAAUAUAGAAGAGUUAAUUUUUGAAGUGAAACGAGAAUAAAAAGUAUAAAGGCAAACACAGGCAAGCAAGUGCACUCGAGUUAUCAAGAAUAACAACAACAACAGCAAUAAUAAAGUGUAGUGCGUACAACAUUCCAGUAGCAAAGCAGAGCAAAAGCAACAACAACAAAUAAAAUAAAAAUUUAAACGCGUUCACUGUGUGUGUGAGCGACCAAUUUCAUUGUGCUGUGCGCAGGCGUGCACGCCCUUCCCUUGCGGCAGCUGCGCCCAGAAAGCAGCAGCAAUAACAAAAAAAAAUACUACAACAAAAAAAGCAAAAUCGCAGUGCUAUUGUGUGUUCCCUCGUCGUUAAACAAUUCAUUUCUGUUUUUGUUGUUUUUGUGAUUUGUGUGUGUUGUAUUUUUUUUGCGCGCGCAUUCGCUCAAAUCACCGAUUGUUGUUGUUGUUUGCCUAGCGAAAUGACUGAUUCCAUAAAAUUAUCCGAAAUGCAACGCAGCAGUAUCGAAUUCGAACGUCAACGACACUUGGCCAACUGGUUUAUCAAGAGUAGCCCGCACAUGGCAACACCAACGACUGUCGCCAGCGUUGCAACAACAACAACAACGGCAACAGCAGCUGGUGCAACAACAGAUAAUACAACAGCUACUACCACGACAAGCGGCGCAGCAGUAGCAACAACAAUAAAAAACACAACAUCGUCAACAACAAAUCUAGUAGGUGGCAACCAUACAAAUGGCAUGUCGUCGUCGUCAGCCGCCGCACAUCAUCAGCAACAGCAAUUGAAUGCUAAGCAUCACAGCAGUUGUGGUGGUGGCGUCGGCAGCGGUAAUCCACCGCCUCCUGUCUUUUUCAAUCUUGUCAAUGGCAGCAAGCACAGCAGCAAUGCGUCACCGGCUGCUACAGGUGUUGCUACGCCGCCCAAUGCGAUAAGUGCUGUCUCCGGCGGUCCGUUAGGCCAUUUCGCAGCCGUCGAGGGACGUAAACCGAAAUUGCGGCGCUUCAACUCGCACGACACUAGCGCCAACAUGUUCUCCGUGGCGGAUUUCGAGAAUGCAAGGCUGGCGCGACGCAAUGAAAUCGAAAUGAAACAGCGUUUGGCACGACGCAUGCGCAUGAGUGCCGGCGGCGGUUACUGCUCGGCAGCCGGUGGCGGUAUGGGCGCGAAUCUGGCCGGUGGCAAUGGUUGCGGGCUGGGCGCUAACGGCAAUGGCAACGGGUUGGGUAAUGGUGGCGGUAGCGGCAGCAUGUGUGGUGGUGGCGAUUACUCCACCGGUGACAGCAAAGCAUCCAAAUACAGCAAUGAGUCUCAACACGAGCCAUUACCUGCGGAUAUCUUUCUCGAUCGCUACACGCUGCCAAGCGUUGUGCGCAUCUCGUAUAAAACGAAGUUCUCCGAUGAGACGCUGCAGUCAUCUUCUUCGAAUGGCUCGUCCACAGCCACGACACACACCACCGGCACCAGCGCCUCGAACUCAUCGGUGAGCGCUUGCGGCAUGACGGUGGCCAUCAACACCGGUACCUCCUCAUCGACGGCCUCCUCAAGCGGUAAUGUGAAUGCGCAAAGCUCGGGUGCUACGAAUACGAGCAGCAGCGGUGAAAGAGUGCACAGCAAGCACUCCACAUCGCAUGGCACAACAUCAACUGCAAACACUGCAGCCGCGGCAUCAGCAACUCAGUCAAAUACAGCAAUUAACGGUAAUGGCAACGCCGAUGCGGAUCAUCGCGAUCACGGUGAGCUGUUCCUGCUUUAUCGGCUAAUACGCCAGCGUCACAUAUUUCAUGGGCAUAAUGCCAAAACGGCGGCGGCGAGUCGCAAGAAAGGUGUGCUGAUACCACAAGAGUUUCCAGGCUACUUUUCGCUGCUCAACGACAAAGGUAUCACCACAGCCACGCUUUACACCUCACUGAUACAGCUCGUGCGGGAGCGAGUGUACAAAUUCGUCUCAGUCGACAAUAUGCCCGCCUUCACGGAAUCCCAACCCAACGUAAAUAACCCACCCACAGAGGGUUGCAUACCAAUAUAUACCCAACCACCGCCACCACCGACCAACAAUCGACCGCAGUAUGUGAAGACGACAGCACGUGGUGGUCAAGUCUUUCGACUGCUGGCUGUUUUCGAAGAUGGAAAGCAAGAUCACGCAACAAUCGGUUGUACCGGUGGUGUAACAACAAAAGCGAAUAACAAUCAUGGGCGCGAGAAGGAGAAGGGACGCUAUGCGCAGUUGCUGAACGAGAACCGACAGGUGCUGUAUGUGUCGCUCUCCACGAAGGGCAAGUUUUACGAGAUCGAACCGGGCAUACCGCAAAUACUGCAGAAACUCGGUGGUAUCGGCAAUGAGGCGAAUAAGAAAGUCAAUCCGGAUUGUGUGCAUCGCAUUACGGCGCUGAUAACGCCACAGCGAGAGUUGCCGUUAACACUACGCUACAUAUCAGGCCCGCAGGGUUGUAGUAGCGCGAUACCCGAGAAUGUUUGCAUCACGCACAUAACCACUGAAAAUGUGGUGAUCGCCUGUCCCAUCGAAGAUGUGGAAGUGCAAAGUCCACUGCAUUUACGCAAGCUGCAUCUAUCCAAAGAGAUGAAUUUGUUGAAGAGCUCACUCGGUUUCGAGAAUGAACAACGCAUGCUGGCGAAUCCGAAUGUGCAAAAUAUAUUGAAGUUCUGUCAAUUCAAUUGUGAUCAAUUUUUGAAGAUGGUUGAGGUGGAGAUAUUGCACCGCCCUGAGCGCUCUGGUUCGAAGAGUCGCGGUGAAGGUUUGAAAAUUUUGAAGCCACUGCACCUACCAAAGCUGUUGCGACGUGAAAAAACCACAAUACCGGCACAUGAGAAGGAAGAUUCCAUAAUCUUUCUCAGCAAAUCGGAUCUAGCCAAUCUGGAGGCGAAGGAGGCCGCAGCACAGGCUGCCUUUGAAAACGCUGCAGGCAGCACAAACCGCAUUAGCGAUAAGAUGAAAGUUUUUCAGUCGACGAAGAAAAAAUGGUUCCGCAAACAGGACAAACAUGCUGCGCACACAAUGACCUCCUACGAACUUGAUGUGCAAGCGAAGCGCAUGAGCAUGGAAAGAUACUCGGAUAUGUCGAAGCUGUUGCAGGAACGUUUCGGCGACAAACCAAAUACGCAGCCACAAGACGCGCAUGAAUCCAUUUCGGAACCGAGUGGCGGCGCUUCAGAUAUUGGUUGCUCGGACACGGAGACCACUACGCUGGCGACCAUCGAGGAGAAAUUCAAGAAAGUCGAAACCAAUGGCAGCAAAUUGAUAACCAAAUCGAUGUCUCUGCAGGAUAUUGAGCUUAUUAGCGGCGGCGCCGCAGCACGCAAGCCCGAUUUGCUACCCAACACCGAUACCAUCUCCGAGGCGGGCACCGAUCUGGAAGAUCUCGAGAAUCAAGAUCUCAUGCCACAAUCUUUUAUAACCGAAAAGCUUUAUAAUGAGUUUCACGUCAAAACGCGGCAGUACAGCAAAUCGUCCUCAAGUCUGCAUCAGCUUUUGAACUUUUCAUUACCGCAGAAAAUGCAGUUACACGACAACAAACGUUCCUUGGCGCAGUUGAAGCACAAUGGAAAUAACGGCGUGUUCGGAACAAAACCAACAGUAGGCGAUAGACGACUUGAUUUUAAUAUCGGCGAACCCGUGACUGGUAGACGUGCCGCUGGCGGGCUUUCACUGCUUGCAGGCAACGGUGGUUUGGGCCACUCAAGCAAUCCCACGGCGCUCGCCUCACCGCUCACACCCACCAGCCUAAUUGACGACCUGCCCUACUCGAGCGUGCGCGAUUCGCUGGUGCUCUCAAGCGACGAAUCGGCUUCGGAAAAUCCAACGGGCAACAUUUGUCAGGCACUCAACAUGAUCGACUACAACAAAGAGAAUAUCUAUGCGGAAAUAUGUCACGACAAUAUUAGUCAUAAUGCAGCAGCAACAGCUGGCACCAUGGUCUCAGCAAUGGGCGGCAUUUGCACAUCCGCCACACGUGACACCUUCUCGGCUGAAACACACUCCACGCAGAUCUCGGACGAUUACGGUGACUACGCAUCGCUGACAUACACCACAAUCGCACAGCCGUUGAACGGCAGCGGACGCAGCGCAAGCAUCGCCAGCGCCUUGAGCAAAUCAACAAGCGGUCAGACUGUGGUCAGCGCAACAGCACCCCCAGCAGGUCUGGCUAUCAGUCGCGUACAAAUCAAUUGCAACUCUGUCAGUCCGGUGAGCUACCACACGGUGUAUUUGGGCGAUGAGCCGCUCAACAACGACAAACAACGCGAACGCGCCGCAAGGCGUGGCAAAGUGGGCAACAAGAGUCGCGCGCAUGUCACCACAGUGGCGCUGGAAGGCAACUCAACAUCGGUCAACGACUCGCACCAAAGCAGUAACGGCGGCAGCAUAGGCGCUACCGCGGCGAGUCUUGCAAACGAACUGGAGGAGGUGGCCGACAAUAUUUACAAUACACUGAAAUGAUGACUAAUGUGAUUUAGUUGGAAAUUGGGUGCAUCGGUGUUGAGCAUGAUCAGCAACGGCAAGGGGUUCUAUUGAGCCGCCGGAAACGUUGCCAAAACACACUUGCUCAGCAGAAAUUUAAACUGAGUGCGUGAGAACUAGUGAUUAAAUGUAAUUUAAUAUUAAACUACGAUUCGAACUGCUCGAAAGAGGAAACAAAUAUGUGAUGUUUAGGGUUUUCUAAGAGAUAAUGAUAAAGGUGCGUUUAGAAGGUAUUUUUUAAAUAUUGAAGAUACUUAUUAAUAUGGCUUUAGCUUAGUGUGUGGAUGGCGAGGGAUUUUGUAUUAAUUAAGUGUAAUAGAUAUAGAGAAAUAUAUAUCGAAAAAAAUAUAGUUUUACCUAAGAUGAACUCGAAGACAUUCAAAAAGUUCGAAAUUUAAUUACAUACAUUACGAUUCAUUAGUCGAGAAAAAAUUAGCCAGAAAGCUUGUGAGAGCUUCAUUGAGUGAAUUUUUGUGAAAAAGCGGUGCAAAUUGCUUUUUAAAAAAACUUUAUUGAGAGGUAGUUUUAGAUAGAAGAGUGAGAAAUUGCGUAAUUUUUGAUGACUUUCUAUAGCUUUCGAAUCAAAAGUUCUUCUUUCUUUCCUCUUAUAUAAUAUUAUUAUUUUAUAUGCUCUCAAUUUAUAUUUGUCUCUGGAAUUAUAUCUCUCACUAUCACCCGUUUGCCUAAAAAAAACUGCUGAAAUGGUUUUGAUAAGCUCAAAUUGAAGCUUUCGAGCGUGCUUAACUCUCUGAAGCUUUCACAGAUGAGAGAAACACACUUUCACUCUCGAAUGCCCUUCUCGAUGUUUUCUGGCUAAUUUCAACUCCAAUUUCUGAACGGAGAAUUUUUUUCUUUUAAACAGUAUUGCAUAUAAAAAAAAAAUAUUCAUUAUUUACAAUAACCACUACAAAAUAUUUUCAUUAAAUACACAAAUAAAACAUUCAUGGGUAACUUAAACGAAAAUCAAAAUAUGUCGCGCAAAUUAGUAUUAACUAAAAUUCAAUAAAAAUCAAUGAAAUAGUAUUAAGCUUACAGCAGUAUAAGCACCAAAACGCAUUUAAAUAAAAUCUCUAAAUUGAAAAGCAUUAAUAAAUAUUAGUAGCUGUGACAUUAGAGGUAUAUAGGCAAUCAAACAAAUAGCAAAUCGGAAAACUUAAUUGUAUACGGCGCAAUGUUUAGUCGAUUAAUCAUAGUUUAGUUUCAAAUGAAAUUAAUCUGAGAUUAAUCGACUAUCUUGAAUUCAAAUUUAAAUAUGCUGAAUAAUCGAUUAAUCGAAAAUAAUUCAGCAUGCAAAUUAAAAUCGGAUUAUUAAUUCUGAUUCGAAAUAGUAAAAAAAAAUCUGUAGAAAUAAAUAAUUAAAAUUGUUUAACUCAAAGUGGUCGAUUAAUUAAUCACUCCCGCAAUUAAUCGAUUAUUCACAUUUGCAAAUAAUCACUCAUCUUCACAAAAUCACAACUAACAUAUAAUCGUCUUUUAAAACAAAUUACAGGUAUAUAUUUACUUUAAGAACAAAUAAUAACAAACCACAAUCAACAUCACUUAGCGUACAUUGUAAAUACAAAAGCAUACUAAAUUGUAGCAGAGCAAAUAUACAAUAUAAAUAUAUAAAUCAUUACUGUCAUAAAUCACAAAAUCAUCAAGCAAUUAAUCAAGCCAUCAAUAAAGGUGUGUCACAAAUAAAAUAUACAAUAGUUCAUACAAAAGUUUUAAGCCUAGAAAAUAACUACAUAGGGAACUCUCAAUCAAGUUAAAUAAAAAUACAGCUGUCCUGCAAUGAAUUUAAAAUUUCACUCAAGACUCAAGAUAUCAAGAAAAUUUCAAGUUUUUUUAAAGGUAAGGUAAGGUUUUGUUUUUCUUUUUGUGAAGAAAAUACUUUAUGGGAAAGUUUUGAGCCAAUUAUUGCGAAAUUAUAAACAAAAUUCGCUAGAAAAUCAUAAUUUAGUAGAUUUGUUUUAGCUCAAAAAAGCUUUCGGAGCUUUUGAAGCUUUCAACUGUUAAUUUUUCGAUCAUUAAAAUAUUACAAGCUUUAUGAAAUAUGUAUUUUCAUGACAGCUCGAUGAACUAGACCAAUUAUCAAGCUUUAAAAAGCCUUAAUCAUGAAUGAAAGUGCUAUCUCUUAAUGUCUCUGAUGUCUUAAAGCAACAUAAUUUGCUUUAAUUUCAAUUUCAGUCUUUGAGUAAACAGAAUUUUAAAAUUUUAGCUCAAGCAUUAAGCGUCAAAAGCUGUCAAAAAGCUUUUCGCUAAAGCUUAAAAGCUUGAUGAAAGCUCUAAAGCUUUUAUUGAAAUUUGAAUUUCAGUGCUGAAAGCUCCGAAGCUUUAAAGCAUAAUGAAAGCUGUGAAGCUUUUACUGAAAUAUGUGUUUUAAUGCUUAAAAUGCUGAAGAUAGGACUAUUUCGGUCAGUUUCUUUAUUUUUUGUGAAGUGAAUGAACUUUUGAAAUGAAAAGGCGUGUAAUUAAAACUAACAACAAAAAUAAAUACCGGAUAAGAACACUUGCAGGACAGUGAGUAUUACAUCAAUUAUAUAAUAUUUGUGUACAAAUAACUCAUCAUAUCUCGUCACUCACUUAAGCAUCAUUAUCAGACUUGGAAAUCAGUAAAUUUGCACUAGCGCAAAUACUGUUUGAAUACUGUAAUCACCGAAUAAAUAUCAAUAGCCA
Messenger RNA from Zeugodacus cucurbitae (melon fly), 10578 nucleotides. RefSeq lists its product as uncharacterized. The coding region runs from base 3907 to 7899 and encodes 1330 amino acids. Lineage: Eukaryota; Metazoa; Arthropoda; Insecta; Diptera; Tephritidae. The record is from RefSeq and is a predicted model, not a curated record. The transcript is spliced from 11 exons.